This is a messenger RNA of Blastomyces gilchristii SLH14081, 1188 nucleotides long. RefSeq lists its product as uncharacterized. The record is from RefSeq and is a predicted model, not a curated record. Gene Ontology annotation, molecular function: DNA replication origin binding. Lineage: Eukaryota; Fungi; Ascomycota; Eurotiomycetes; Onygenales; Ajellomycetaceae. Bases 1 to 1188 code for a protein of 395 amino acids. The transcript has a single exon.
AUGUCAAUCGAACCUCGGUCCGCCGUAAGUCCAUCCUCGAUUGACAGAGUCGGUAGCAGACGACGUCGUGGGCCUGCGAUUUCCUCCGCAUGGUCCGUCGCUGGCAACCUAAACAAUGGUAAGACCAGAGGUCGUCCGGGGGCCAGUCGAAUAACCCAAAAUGGACCAUUUUCAACUUUCUCGGUGCAGCCAAAAGAUAAACACACUGAAUCGUUACGUACCGAUCCAGAACGCACGGAACAGAAUCAUCAGGGGUUAAUCGAAAGGAACAGAACGAAUAGUACGCUUACCGGAGAUAGUGAAUCGCCCGCCUUGGCCCCUUCCUUCCAACCCCACAGCAGACCGACCAGACUGCAAUUACAAGUGCCUCAGCACUUAGGAGCGCCUGUACGACUAGCUACUCCGCCAACGGUUCUAGUGAGUGGAGAAAACGGAAGAUCUUCCGUCACAGCCGGCGAACAUGUACGUCAAGAUUUGAGCGAAAUUGAGAGAAGCCAGCAAAUUACUCAUAAUCGGCCCUUAUCUCCUGCAUAUGGGCAACGGCAAUCAUCAUCCGAAGUGGACUUCACACUCCAUGAUGUGGUUCAAGCCUUUUCGGUUCACGUACACCAAGGGACGCUUUUAAACCGGGACGUCCCCCUUAGUCGUAAAGAAUCGAAAACCAUCGCCGAAACGGUGCUUAGACAUGUGUUGACUGUGUGCAGCUCCGGCCUCCCGAGCAAUGUGAAGAAAAUCUACUGCGCAACGUGCCUUGGAGUUGGCUAUAAACUAGGGUUGGGAGGCUACCCCCCAGGACAACUUACUAUUACAGCAUACGCCGACAAUACCAAUAAGACACAGCUCGGGACUUCGUCCACAUUGGCGUCACCCUGGGCAGGGAGCUACUUGGCCUCUGAUCUAUUCGGCGGGUUUAAGUAUAUUCUUAGUUAUGGCCUCACCGUUUCAACUGGGCUUACGACACACACGACCAUUCCAGGCGGCCAGAAUGAGGAGCUACCACUUGCCCCUACAGUAAUGACUCUUUUGGCUGAUGACUAUCAAUCGGAUGAUGAUAUAAUCAAUGAACCUGCUACUGAAGCAAUAUGGAAACAGCGAUAUUUGAAUCUGCGGAAACAACACCGAAAGAAGGACCUGGCUCUUACCAACUACAAGAAGAAGAUCCUUGAGGCUGUGAUGGAAGGUAUAUAA